AUGGUAAAAUCGAGACUAGCUCCACCUCGUCGAUCAGUCACUAUUCAACGUCUGGAGUUGUCAGUCAUCGCCGCUGGUGCCAACCUACUUUCGCUCCUUACAGAACAACUCGAUAUCCAGCUUCGUCGGAAAUACCUUCGGUCGGACAGUGCCGUUUCAAUAGCAUGGACUAUGUCUAAAAAAACCCUCCCAGUAUGCGUUCGCAACCGUGUUCGUAAAAUCCGUGAACUCACGACCGACGUCACUAUCCGUUACGUUCCAACAGCGAGAACCCAGCAGAAAUCGGCUGUCGGAGCACAUCUGUCUUAG
This is a messenger RNA of Haemonchus placei, 309 nucleotides long. The record is from the annotation of a GenBank genome assembly. NCBI's taxonomy places the organism in Eukaryota, Metazoa, Nematoda, Chromadorea, Rhabditida, Trichostrongylidae.